Messenger RNA from Sorex araneus (European shrew), 945 nucleotides. Its product is annotated as olfactory receptor 51F2-like. Gene Ontology annotation, molecular function: G protein-coupled receptor activity; olfactory receptor activity. Gene Ontology annotation, cellular component: membrane. The transcript has a single exon. The record is from RefSeq and is a predicted model, not a curated record. Gene Ontology annotation, biological process: G protein-coupled receptor signaling pathway. The coding region runs from base 1 to 945 and encodes 314 amino acids. NCBI's taxonomy places the organism in Eukaryota, Metazoa, Chordata, Mammalia, Eulipotyphla, Soricidae.
AUGCUGUCCUUCAACCAAAGUAUCAUCCACCCUGCAUUCUUUUUGCUUACUGGUGUCCCUGGUUUUGAAGCUUAUCAUGCCUGGAUCUCCAUCCCCUUCUGUUGUCUCUAUGCAGUUGCUAUAUCUGGGAAUGGUAUGAUCUUGUUUGUCAUCAUUAGAGAGUCAAGCCUCCAUGAACCCAUGUACUACUUCCUCUCCAUGCUAUCCUUCACGGACCUGGGGCUGUGCUUCUCCACAUUGGUCACCAUGCUGGGUAUUUUCUGGUUUAACGUUCGAGAAAUCAGCUUUGAUUCCUGCAUUGCUCAAAUGUUCUUUAUUCAUGGUUUCACAUUCAUGGAGUCCUCGGUACUUUUGGCAAUGGCCUUUGAUCGUUUCAUAGCCAUCUGUAACCCACUGAGAUAUGCCACCAUUUUAACUACUUCAAGGAUCAUCAAAGUGGGCUUUGUUAUCAUUAUUCGGGGUACCACAGCUCUAGUGCCUUUACUCUUGCUCCUAAAGCGUCUGUCCUUCUGCCGUAGUCAUGUUCUGCACCAUUCAUAUUGUUUUCACCCGGAUGUGAUGAAGCUUUCCUGCACGGACACCAAGAUCAACAGUGCAUUUGGUCUAACCAUUGUCAUCUCCACUGCUGGUUUGGACUCUGUCUUGAUCCUCCUUUCCUAUGUCCUGAUCAUCCACUCUGUGCUUAGCAUUGCCUCCCCAGAAGAACGGAAAAAGGCAUUUGGUACUUGCGUCUCCCAUAUAAGUGCUGUUGCCAUCUUCUACAUUCCCAUGAUCAGCUUGUCACUGGUGCAUAGAUUUGGGAAGCAUGCCCCUCCCCUUGUGCACACUCUCAUUGCCAAUGUUUAUCUGCUUAUCCCUCCUGUAAUGAAUCCCAUCAUCUACAGUGUGAAGACAAAGCAAAUUCGCAAGGCCAUACUCAAAAUAUUCCUUUCUAAGGCAAUUUAG